AUGUCCCUGUCGCGAUCACCCUCUCCCCACCCGGGCGGAGGGUGGUCCAGCCCGGGGUUAACCCCCGGCAGCGGCGCCUCGACUCCGCGCGGCUAUUCGCCCGCAACGCUGGCCCCGAACGGUAUCUCCUGGGCCGCGGCCAAGGCCAAAAGCGACGAGGUGCGCAAGUAUCCCUCCUUCUCGACGCGGAAUAGCGGCUUCUUCUCGCGGCAGAAGCACAAGAUCUCGACGCGGUUGCCGAGCUUUCGGAGUCAUGCGUCUAGGCAUGGAUAUGUUGAUAAGGUUGUUUAUGGGCGGGGCCAUUCGCAUACUGGUGGUGCAGGUGGAUGGGGGCCUUUGGGGAGGUUGAGAUUGAUGUUCAGACGGGGGAGGACGAGGGUGGUCUUUGGUUUGUUCUUGUUGUGGAUUGGAUACCUUUUUUUGUGGUCGACACUUGUUCAGUUAUAUCGACGAUCACCACUGGGUGGAGGUCCCAAGUUCGUGAUUAUACUGGGCUCAAACGUCGAAGGCGGCGUGAUGGAAUGGAAAGGUGCGCGCGAAUGGGCCAUCGAGCGCAAUAGUAUCUGGAAUAAGCAGCAAUAUGCGCAGCGCUGGGGUUAUCAACUCGAGAUCGCCAACAUGCUAGCCAAGAAACGGUAUUCUCACGAAUGGCGCGAGAGCUGGGAGAAAGGCGACGUAAUCCGAGAGGCUAUGCGCAAGUAUCCCAAGGCGGAAUGGUUCUGGUGGUUAGAUCUGAAUACCUGGAUUAUGGAGUACCGCACCUCCUUACAGAGCCAUAUCUUCAAUGAUCUCGGAUCGCAUGUCUACCGCGAUAUCAACGAGUACAACCCGCUCAACAUUACACACCCUCUCCCGGAGUUCUUCCUCGAUGACCUCGGCCGUGCCCUCGAAGGCGAUGGCAAUCCCGACUCUCUUCAUUUACUCCUGAGCCAAGAUUGCUCCGGAUUCAAUCUGGGCUCAUUCUUCCUGCGUCGGUCUGUUUGGACGGAACGCCUGAUCGAUGCAUGGUGGGAUCCCGUCAUGUACGAACAGAUGCACAUGCAGUGGGAACACAAGGAGCAAGAUGCUCUGGAAUACAUCUAUCAAAGUCAAGCCUGGGUCCGCAGCGGUGUGGGCUUUUUACCCCAGCGCAAGAUUAAUGCGUUCCCACCAGGUGCUUGCGGUGACGGGAAUGACCCCGGCGUGCAUUAUCAAGAAGAAGAACACGACUUUUUGGUCAAUAUGGCAGGGUGCUCGUUCGGUCGGGACUGCUGGGGUGAGAUUUACAAUUACCGCGCCAUCAGCAAUGAGCAUAAUCGCUCUUGGUGGCAGUCGCUGUUAGACAGACUCCGCUCUGCUCGUGAGUAG
Messenger RNA from Penicillium daleae, 1347 nucleotides. RefSeq names its product putative alpha-1,6-mannosyltransferase subunit. Lineage: Eukaryota; Fungi; Ascomycota; Eurotiomycetes; Eurotiales; Aspergillaceae. The coding region runs from base 1 to 1347 and encodes 448 amino acids. Gene Ontology annotation, molecular function: glycosyltransferase activity. The transcript is spliced from 2 exons. Gene Ontology annotation, cellular component: Golgi membrane. Gene Ontology annotation, biological process: protein N-linked glycosylation. The record is from RefSeq and is a predicted model, not a curated record.